UCGCGCACAGAACUCAGUUUUUACGCACCAACCAUUCGCGUCCGUACCAAGUAAGAAGUAACAAGAACAUGUUGUAUGUGGAUCUUCUAUAGAAAAGAUUUUGUUUUCCGGUGUACCGUUUCAGAGUGAGCAGCAGGCAAAGUGAAACCCUCCGUGGAGCGUGGGCAGGUGCUCGUUGAAGAAUUUCCGUCAUGGGAGCGCACGGAUGGAGCUCGGUGCGCCUUGGCUUGGUCGUUUUGUCACAUGUGGCGUUUUUCUUCGGUGAAUUCGUCCCACCGACUGAAGCGGGCUGCCGGGAGAGGGACAGCCCAAACUGCUGCACCGGCCGGAAUAACGAAUGUUUUGAGUACACCAGGAGGAAGACGGUGUGCUACUGUGAUACCUACUGCCAGAAGACCAGAGACUGCUGCGAGGACUACCAGCACGUGUGCCAAAUAUCUGCAGCCAUUGACUGUGGGGUUGGAUCUUGGGGUCCUUGGUCAUCGUGCACAUCACCAUGUGGCGUUGGCAGCACAGAGAGGAGUCGCCAAGUGUCUGUUCCCCCCAGAAACGGAGGCACGCCCUGUCCUGACCUCAAACAGCGACGGGGGUGUUUUGGGAAUGACGCCGUAUGUAGCAGCGUGAAAGAAGUUGCAAAGAUCCUACCUGAUUCUUACAAGCGGAACUUUAAGGACCCCUGGAGGCGACCACACAUGCUAAUGAAGGAGGAGAAGCCCAGUUACUGUGUGUACCUUCGUGUGAAACAGGCCAGCAUGGCGUGUAAACUCAAACCGUGGAGCGCUCAGCUGGUGAGAGAGAGGCUGGUCUGUGCGGAGUGUCAGAGCGAUGCCAUGUCAAAGUCAGAUCGCUGUGGAGGGGAUGGACUGGAAAACACCAGAACAUUCUGGGCUGCGGCUUCAGUCCCCGGCUGUCACGGUUCCUGGGUUCGAGAGCUGUCCACUGAGAAAUGCAAAUGUCCUCCCUACUCUGUCCUUUUUGUUUGAGCCUUCGGACAUCCAAAUGCAGGGACAGGAUUCCCUCUCAGUGCUUCCUGCUGACCGCAGAGAACCCUCCCAGCCAAGCUAGACUCUGCCAUCGGGAGUCCCGGAUUGGUAACUCAAGGAGAUCAGCUGCAUCCUGCCACUUUCUUCUCUCACCUCAUAUUCUGCACUGUAUGACCAGUUGUUAAGCACACAGAAAUUUCUGCCUAUAUCUUCGAGUACCACUUUUACCGCCACGUCUUAUUUUACCUCUGAAUCUUUGCUAUCUACCUCCUCCACCAACACAAAUGCUAAUGCAUAAUGUAAAAUAUAUGAAUAUAAUAUUUUGUCUCACGCAUUUUUUACUUAUAAUUGUUUAUGUGUAGUGUUCAUGUGUCUGCAGAGCUACACUCAUUUGUGUCCAACAGUUAAAGAUGAUCCAACAGUCACCGCCCUCAGUUGAAGUCUGAAUCCAGCUCUGAGUUAUCAGUCGGUUUGAGAUGUGAAUGGUUUCGAUUUUUUAACGAGAUCAAGCCAAUUUGUCUCCGCGCUACAAUUCUAUUCGUACUGACAUUUCUUUUUCAUGAAAACUUCCAUGCAAAUGAAUGUGAAUUUAGGGUUUUAUAAGGUGUUCCCAGUCAUCAAGCUUACCCUUUCAUGUCGUCUCAUGAAAGAGAAAGCUCGAUGAGCCAUUUGAGAGAACAUUUUCUUGGUGGUUCUCUCCGUUUGCCGUCUCUAAUAAACACAAGCCUCGGGACUGUUUUCUCUCCCAGCUUGCUCUGCACACAGGGGAGCUUUAUCAGCAGAGCAUCCUCCCAAUAUAAAUAUUAAGAAAAACACAAGUUACUCCCAUAUUAUUAAUCUCCUCCUAGCCCCACAGUUUAUUAUUUUUCCGCUCUUUUCUUCUUUGCUCCCCCGAAUUGAUGUUUUCUUGAAAGAAAUUGCAGAUUAAAAGCAGCUUUGCAUAUUUGAUUUAAGAAUGGGAGCAGGUAAAUUGCCUACAUGUCUUCCUAUGUCUCUGUCACGGCUGGUUUAAGCGAAGGAAAGGCGUCAUCCUAGUAAAGGGAAUUUUUCUCUGGAAAGUUGUCACUCUCUCCUCAUCUCCCAUAUAUGUAUUUGUGUUUUAUUUAUUAUAAAACAGGAGAUGGUUCUGGUCGUAUAACAUAGCAUAUUCUGUACACUGUCCAUUAGUGAAAAUAAACAACUCGGUUAUCAUCUUUCCUGCACUUGUAUAUCUUUCUGCCCCAUGUGUCUCUUUACUUUAGUACAUUUUUCUUGACAGUGACCACCAUCACUAUGU
This is a messenger RNA of Menidia menidia (Atlantic silverside), 2259 nucleotides long. NCBI's taxonomy places the organism in Eukaryota, Metazoa, Chordata, Actinopteri, Atheriniformes, Atherinopsidae. The record is from the annotation of a GenBank genome assembly.